Messenger RNA from Anopheles arabiensis, 2869 nucleotides. RefSeq names its product E3 SUMO-protein ligase ZBED1-like. Gene Ontology annotation, molecular function: DNA binding; protein dimerization activity. Lineage: Eukaryota; Metazoa; Arthropoda; Insecta; Diptera; Culicidae. The transcript is spliced from 2 exons. The record is from RefSeq and is a predicted model, not a curated record. The coding region runs from base 593 to 2422 and encodes 609 amino acids.
UGUUGGUGUGCUAGUCGUACCUAUACAAUUGAAUCGAACGCGUCCGUUCGAACGGAAUCGUCAGUGUUCGAUACGUGUUCUGUUGGUGUAGAAAUCGUAUCUAUACGAUUGAAUUCAUCGAACGCGUUCGAACGGGUUCGUCAGUGUUCGAUACGUGUUCUGUUGGUGUGCUAGUCGUACCUAUACAAUUGAAUCGAACGCGUCCGUUCGAACGGAAUCGUCAGUGUUCGAUACGUGUUCUGUUGGUGUGGAAGUCGCACCUAUACCAUUGAAACGAACGCGCCCGUUCGAACGGGUUCGUUAGUGUUCUUUUGGUGUGGAAAACGUACGUACACAACUUAACUGAUUUCAUCAUUUUGACCCAGAGUUACACAGCAUAUUGUAUUGAGCGUGUAUGAUAUUGUGUAUGACAAGGUGUAGGUAAGUGUUAAGAAUAUUGGUGACAUUUUUGCGUCUAUUUUGCGUCUUUGCUCAGUUAUGACAAACUUCUGCCAGAGAGCAGAUAGGUCAAGUGCGUAAUCGCUGUUAAAAACGUGGAAUUGUUCUUAAAGCUCUUAGAGUUGUGUAGUGUUGAAUUAGCAUCAAAUAUAAGAUGGCUGAAAAUUGUGGAUACAAAAGUCCCAUCUGGAAUCAUUUUAAAAAGAUGGAAAAAGGCGCGAAAUGCAAGUAUUGCCUGGCAGUAUUAAGCUUUUCGAAAAGUACUACUUCAAAUUUGAAGCGUCAUUUAUUCACCAAACAUCCAACAGUGCCUUACCUAAACCAGCCACCGCGAAACUCCCCAAAUGAUAUAGCUAAUGCUUCCGCAUCGAAUGAAACCCCAGCAUCCGGUUCAUGCUUGGAUAAUGAAGGCGAAACAAGUAUUCCAUCUUCAACGAACUCUAUUUAUAAUUAUUUACAUAAACCAGUGAGUCAGGAUACAAAAAGGCAGCUUGAUAGGAUGCUUUUAGAUUUUAUAACUAAGGAAUGUCUUCCGUUUUCAAUUGUCGAGAGUAAAGCAUUCCAAAAAUUCUUGCUUACACUUAAUCCUAAUUACACACUACCUAGUAGGAAGACGGUAUCCAACGCAUUAUUGCCAAGUGUGUAUAAUGAAGAGAUGGAAAAAGUUAAAAAAAAUGUAGGAUCAGCAAAAACUAUUGCAUUGACGUCGGAUGGUUGGUCAAACAUGAAUAACAUUAGCUUUCAUGCACUGACUGCCCAUUACAUAGAUGAGAGUCUUAAAUUGCAAUCAAAACUUCUUGAAUGCUCUGAAUUUAAAGGGUCGCAUACAGGUUCUCAGAUCGCCUCGUGGAUCACCGAAGUUUUAAAAAAAUUUGAAAUAGAAAAAAAAGUAGUUGCCAUAGUGACCGACAGCGCUAAAAAUAUGAUAGCAGCUGCCAAUAAUUUAAAUUUCCCACGUAUACCUUGUUUUGCGCAUAAUCUAAAUCUGAUAGUACGAAACUCCAUAGAAAAGUCUAUCCUUACAACAGUUGAUGAAGUUAAACGAGUGGUCAUGCAUUUUAAAAAAAGUAAUAUAGCAUCAGAAAUGCUUGCUUCAACUCAAAAAAAAUUUAAUCAUGAAAUACUUAAACUAAAAAAAGAUGUCCCAACUAGAUGGAACUCGUCAUUUGACAUGAUGGACAGAUUCAUUAAAAAUAAAAUACCCAUUCUUUCGUGCGUAGAUAGCUUAAAAAUGAAAACCAACUUGUCACCCACUGAUUGGGUAAUUAUCGAGCAAUCAUUGGAGGCACUCAAAUAUUUUUCAUCAGCAACUAAAUUAGUUUCGGCGGAGAAACAUACGACCCUUUCACACGUUGGCUUAUUAGCUAAUGUAUUAUUGCGUAAAACUUCAACUUUACUAUUAAACAACGAAUUAGUCCCAGAAGUAAAGACUUUGAUAUCUUUACUAGUUGAAAACACAGAAGAAAAACUUAAAGUGUAUAGAGAUAACCAUCAAAUUUGGAAAGCAAUGUUCCUAGAUCCACGUGUGAUGAAAGCGGGGUUUCAGAAUGAACCCGAUAAACUAAAAAAAACACAUGAUUUGAUACUAACGGAUAUGCUUCCCCUUCAGGAGAGCAAACAAAUAUCGGUAAGAGAGGAUGCUUUCAAAUCUAAUACUGAUGCAAACUUAUUAUAUGGCGACAUAGUGUGUCAUUCUGAAUUGGAAACAUCUUAUACUCUUAGGGAACUUGCGGAAGACGAAAUUAAUUUGUACCUUAAGGUAAAUCCAAUUGCAAUGGAACGAGAUCCUCUAUCAUGGUGGCAAGCAAAUCGUAUGAAAUAUCCAACAUUGUACAUUUUAGCAAUGGAAAACCUUUGCAUACCAGGUACUUCGGUGCCUUGUGAGAGAGUUUUCUCCAAAGCAGGCCAGAUAUUUUCAGAAAAACGAACAAGAUUACUACCUAAAAAACUACACGAAUUAGUUUUCUUACAACACAAUUCAUAAUAUAUUCUUUUUAUUUCUCCUCUUAGUAAGAUAGUCAAGGUAUAGUUGAGCUUUUUUUUUAAUAAAAUUUUUGUUAAGAGUUAAUAAUUGUUAAACAUAAUGAACUAUGAAAUAGUUUUAAACACAACUAAAUGAAUGAUAAAUUUUGCACUAUGAUAUCAACUAGUAUGUGUAAAUAUAUUGUAAAAUUGAAAAUAAGACAACGCGUUUGUUAGUUACACUUCUUGUUUGCUUUUGGUUCACGCGCUGUUGAAUACACUUCUGCAACUUUACUAUGCAGCAAUCAUUGGUUAAUGCAAAUUAGUAAUGUAGGCUAAAUAACGAAUCAAUAAUUUGUUAAUAAAAAAUCACGCAAGGGAUAUGGCUGGGUCAUAUUCAAUAAAAAAUGAACGAUAGAAUCGCCGUUCGCGUUCGGUUCUUUUUACUGAGCGAACUAGUACGCUCGCG